AUGCCCAGAUCGCCAUUCUUCCUGCUGGUGCUGCCCACCCUGGAAUGCGUGUUGCUGAUGCUUCUAAUCGCAAAGAUGCAGGGAGAAGAGAUCUUGCUGCCGCUGAAGAACGUCGCAACCCGGUCAUUCGGAAUCUCUGACGCCUGGGUCUCGGGGGUUGCAGCGCAGAUCCUCAACAACGUCACAAUUCCUGCUGUGGGGCUCUCGUCGAUGUGGAUUUUAGGUGAGCGCUUCACGAAGCGCGAGCUCGUAGGUACCUUUGUGGUCCUCUGCGGCAUCUUUAUCGGUAUGCUGCCGCAGAUGCACGAGUCUAGUCACCUGCUCGAGUCUAACCCAUUCUGGGCCGUUGUGCUCUACACGUGCAGUGUUAGUAUCUUGGGUGUGCAGAUGACCAUGCAAGAUUGCGCCUGCCGUGCUGGCAUUCCACCAGCAACUGUGAUUUUUUGGUACAGCCUGCUGACCGUGCCUGUCUAUCUCAUAUUUGCGCCGUGUGAGACUGUUGCAUACAUCAACGGAAGGACAACGGGCGAACCAUUGGCUGACUUUGGACGGAACCAGCUUCGGUCUCUUCGAUGUAUGGCCGGCGCUCCUCUGCCAGGCGACGUGCCCGAGUUCUGUUCACAAGACGCUUGGCUUUGGCUACAGGUUUGGGCUGUCGGCUACUGUGUCAUGUUCUUCUUGAAUGCUGUCCAGAUGUGCUACUUUAAUGCCUUUUGGGUGGCGAUCGUAAACACAGCUGGCGCCCCACUUUCUGCUGUCGUCUUCACCAUGAGCAGCAUUGUCGGCGAAGCAAAUGUGCAAGAAGUUGCAUGGCCCUGUACCACGGCCUCGUUUGCCUUGAUUCUGCUCGGGAUUGUUGUGAAAGGAGUCCCUGACAGCCAGAGCGAGCAGCAUCAGGCGUUAGAACAUGAGCUGACUCCUGGUGACCUAGUUGAGCUGGACCAUUCUGAGGGUCGUAUGAAUUUCCUUCAGCUCGAGACCUCGGUUGUCCACGAGCUUGACACUCCAGGCCUUCUACACACCCAGUCUACUAGGGCUACUCAAGAGGAAGAACCUGACUCCUUUGGCUCCAGGCUGGCUGCUUUGUCCUCAAAGUUUGGCUGGCUGAGCAAGAUCCUGGUGCUUUUGACGUACGCUGCUUGCAGCGGAAUUUCCUUGUGGCUUCUGUGUUGCGGGUUUCCUUCAAAGAGGCCACGCGAUGCUGAGAUGAUGGGUAGCACACGGCUGUUGGUGUUCUUGGGCACGGUUCAGCUCUUUGCAUAUUUCACCACCGACCAAUAUGUCCCAAGUUUGCCCCAGAUGGGGCUGGAGCUUCAUGGGACCCAGACGCAAAUGAGUGGCUCCAUACAACUGAACUUGUUUGUGAAGGCCUUGGUCGGUAUGAUUGUGGCCCCAAUGUCAGAUCACAUAGGGCGGAAGCCGAUCCUCAUGAUGUGUUUGGUCUUGCUGAUCUUGGGAUCCUUCGCCUGUGCUCUCGCUCCGGAUGUGAACUGGUUCCUCGCUGCGCGUAUCAUCCAGUCCCUUGGGGAGUCGAUGGAGGGAAUGCGCUUGGCCAUCAUAAGAGACUGUUUUCAGGACGAGAAGGACCGCGUCUUUGCCAUUGGCAUGGUCACGGUACUGAUGAUGAUUGGCCCGAGCGUCGGGCCGCUACUUGGAGGUUUUAUCGCAGCAUACAGCCACUGGAGGGUUCCCUUCUUUGCACUGGGCUUUCUUUGGUCACUGUUCACGUUAUACGCAGGCUUCUUCAUCAGGGAGAGCGGCCCAGAUGUGAAAUCCAAGGGCACCUGGCAGACCAUCCUGCACAUAUGUGGUGACCGUAUGCUUAUGACGCUGCUUCUUGCAGAUGUUUGCCUCAUGGGCACAUACCUUUCCUACGAGAGUAAUUUUAGCUAUCUUGCAGAAGCCAAGUACGGCAAGAGCACGGCGCAGACAUCCCUGCUGCUGUCAGCUACACCGAUUGCCGUCACGAUUGGGACGACUCUUUUGGACAUGCUGAACUUUGAGUCCGUCUUAGAAACUGUGAAGUUUUCCGUGACCUUCUUUACAUUAUCGGUGACUGCCGCCUUUGCAGUUUCGGGGCUGUACUUCUCGGAGGACUUCUGGGCCUACUGGGCUAGCGCCGUGGUCAUGGCAGGAAGUGCUGCGUGCGUAAUUUCCGUUACCACACUCUACAUGGAGCCAGUGGAAGACAUGGCAGGAACAGCAGGGGCCUUGGAAAUACUCUUCAGCAACGGCCUGGGAACCGUAAUUUCAACCGCCUCGACGCAAUUCUUCGUAAGGGGCGGCCAGCGUGGGCUGUCCAUGUUUCAUGCUGGAUGCUCUUUGCUGGCAGGAACGGUUUUCUGGCUUGGUUAUGCCACUUGGCCACCUCGCAAAGACGCAGAUGGCCAAACGGCGGGUGUGCCUCGUGCUCUCCAGAACAAUCCUACGCGGAAGGCAUGCGCAACACGUGCGGCAAGCGCGGCCAGUGCGGCGUGCGUGAAAAACGCCGAGCAGACUGAGAAUGUGCGCGGCGAACGCAACAAGCGCAACAGAGCGCGGCAGACGAGCGCGGCAAGCAGCAAGCGCAGCAAAUGCGGCGAGCACAGCCAACACGACAGCACAACUAGCGCGACGAACACGGCCUCCAUGGCAACCACAAAGCCAAACAGGACGCGACGACCAGCAAGCACGACGAACGCGGUCGCGUGCAGCGCGCAGCGCAGCGCAGCAACCACAGUGAACAUAACGACCGCAGCGAGCGCGGCCAACGCGACGAGCGCCACGUCUUCCUCGGAUGGCACCUCCGCCUCUCCCAUCUCCUCCAUUCGAAGAGAUGCCAAGUUAAGACUUCCACAAGAGGAGGAGACUGCAGACUUUCAAGACAACAAAGGGAUUGCAGAGGACAAGGAGCUGCCGGAAGCAAGUACGCUUCCCGACCCUGUAGAAACGCCUGAAGACUCCAAGGACCAAGUGGCUGUGCAGGAGACCGUUGAUCGAACUUCAGACGCGGAACCUCCGAAGGAAGUAGCAGAAGCGAAGGUGGCGCCCGGUGAAGAAAAGAAGGUGGUGAAGCAACCUCCGGAGCCCCUGACCACGCUGGACGAGCAAGACUUCAACGACAGAGGUGUGAGCUCGUUGGAGGAGUCGAAGAAGUUCAACUACGUUAUAGGCAAGUCUACCAGGUGGCAAAGCUUCAUGGCAGCUCGAAUGGCCACAGCUUCAGGCCGGACGCUUGCUGACAAAUCCGGCAAGAUCACCUUUACCUUCACCCGUGAUGGUGAUGAAGUGCACCUCUCUGGUCUUGCCGUGGCCCGAGAGGAAGCAAAAGAAGGGAAAGUAGUGAAGCCUAAAGCGAAAGCAAAAGUCAAGGCAAAACCCAAGAAGAAAGAAGGCAAGUAUGAUGAGUUCGGCCGAAGGAUCGACAAGCCCAGGAAGAAGGAAGUGUCCUCUUCUGAUGAGGAUCUUGAUGAUCUCUGCCCAUCCUCCAAGAAGAACGCAGAUUUCGAGCGUGAGCUGAAGAGGAUGAAGAAGAAAGUUCGGGAAGGCAUGACUCAGCAGCAAAGAGAAGAGAUGGAGAAUCCAUGGCUUCACACUCAAAUCUCCGACCAGGAGCGAGAGUUGAAGAAGCAGAUGUUCAGAAGCUUCUACCAAGAGCAGUACGCAAGGCUUAAGAACAAGGCGCAGCCGGACUACAAGCAGUACGAGAAGAGCGACCCAGCAACUGGACAGUCCACCAUGUCAGGGAACUUGACAGCUGAAGGAGGACACCGUCCUUUGCCGAGGCCGAAGGGAGUCAAGCUUCCGGCAGACUUUCGGAAACCUCUUGGCCGUGUUUCUCAGAAGGAGCUUGUGGAGAAAUACUCGUGCAAAGGCCAAAGAAUGCUCAUUUCCGUGUACGGCGAUCUGUUUGACGUCUCGGAUCGUCCUGACAAGUAUGGAGCAGACGGUCCGUACUGGUACAUGACCGGGAAGGACAUCACCUGGGCGCUGAUGAGUGGAGAGGACACAGAGGAAACCAUGGAUAAGUUCUACGAUGUCUUUAAGAUUCAGCCGACAGAAGCCGCAGACAGGCGGCUGCAGGGCCUGAUGAGCUGGUGGGCCUUCUACGAGAAGGAGUACGGCAAGCCAGUCGGCCGGAACACGGCCUAUGACAAAGAGUGGGGCUUGCCUGCCCCUCCUCACAUGGCUGAUGGCUGCUCUGUUAUGUAA
Messenger RNA from Symbiodinium pilosum, 4191 nucleotides. NCBI's taxonomy places the organism in Eukaryota, Dinophyceae, Suessiales, Symbiodiniaceae. The record is from the annotation of a GenBank genome assembly.